Sitodiplosis mosellana (orange wheat blossom midge) is the source of this 3438-nucleotide messenger RNA. RefSeq names its product zinc finger protein 26-like. NCBI's taxonomy places the organism in Eukaryota, Metazoa, Arthropoda, Insecta, Diptera, Cecidomyiidae. Gene Ontology annotation, molecular function: DNA-binding transcription factor activity, RNA polymerase II-specific; RNA polymerase II cis-regulatory region sequence-specific DNA binding. Bases 410 to 3319 code for a protein of 969 amino acids. Gene Ontology annotation, biological process: regulation of DNA-templated transcription. The record is from RefSeq and is a predicted model, not a curated record. The transcript is spliced from 10 exons.
AGAAUUAGGUGUUUCAUGCUUAUUGUUUGUUGCUUCAUAAUUUUUAUUGCUUUUUCGUAACUCUGCUUUGCGGUUCUUUCGUUCGUUUUCCCUCGCAAACGAAGUCACACUUGCACAAAACGAACACACCAACACACAUAGUAUUGAAUAUUCAUACACAUUCGAUGUUGGCGCGCUGAUUUGUCACACCAAACACAUUCAUUUGGUUAGUGACGUUCGACUACAUUACUUGUUUAACGAACGUUUGGAAAAAAACUACAUAUUUUCUAGUAGAAAAAAAAGGUUUGUAUCAAAGUGAUUGAGUUGAACUAGUCGCUGGUGACUAGGUUGUAGUAUUAAUUCGAGUCGUUAAUAGCGAAUGAUAUGAAUGAUAUUUGAAAGUGUUGAGUGAAACACGGAAAACGUGGCAAUGUCCGACGAAGUGAUCGAUACAAAGUGUUUGAGAUGUAAUCUCAACUUUACAAGUGCCAAAAAGCUGAAAAUUCAUCAGCUGGAGAAGCAUGCACAAGGUGUUGUAAAGUGUUUCAAGUGCAGACUAAAGUUUUCAACGCAAGAUCGCUUUCGCGUUCACUGGAACAACAAACAUGUUACAGCACCCAAAACUCCAGCCGAACCCAAGCCAUCAAGUUCUUCGAAUGAUCAAACGGUUAAUUUGGACGGGAAGAGUGAAGGCGAUUCACAAAAAUCAUCAACAGCCGUGACGGCGAAAAAACGGACACAUGUAGGGCCCACUUCGAAUCGAUGCACUGUCUGCUUCAAAGCCUUUGCAUCGCAUCAAUUUGCAAAAUUGCACUAUGAACGGGUGCACAUGGAUUGGACCACAGAAUGCGAAGUGUGCCAGAAACGCGUUAAGAAAAAUCUGUACAUAAAGGUGCAUUUGGCAAAACACCGACUACGCGGUGAAAUCAGUGUUGAACGUAUCCUCGAAAUUCAAAAGGAAAAUCAAAAGAUGCAGAAGAGAAAAUCAUCCAACGGUGAAUUAAACGUGAAGGUGCAGCCAAAUGUACCAACAAAAUGCCCCGAUUGCCUGAAAGUGUUCAUUUCAGAUCGUGUGAUGAAAAUACACUGGGCUAGAGUUCAUUAUGUUGCUACGAAAAAAGAAAAUGCUGGAAAAGAAAGGGACAAAGCCGAUGAAAAGAGCGAUCCGGUGGUGCCGGAGAAAGAGCCAAAAGCCUGUCCGCAAUGCAACAAAAUGUUUGAAACCGAUGGAAGAAUGAGAAUUCAUUAUUUUCAAGCGCACGUCAAGAAGACUCUCUCGAAACCGAUCCGAAAGAAAAAAUUACUGAAAAAUAAACAAGCUACAUGCACGACGUACCCAAGCAUCAAGUCGAUUUCUGAUUUGCGAUCAAAGCCUCCAGACGUCGAUUUUGAUUCGAACACUUGUCCUAUGUGCAAAAAAGUGUUCUCCAGUAACAGUUCGGCGAAAAAACAUUUUAAAGUAGUUCAUCGCCAAGAAGAAAUUGUAAAAUGCCCCUAUCCGCAAUGUUUUACCAGAUGUAGCACGGUCCAAAAUUUGCGUACUCAUUUCUCCAAUCAUCAUCCGAAAGCAACAUUACCGAAAGAAUUUGAGCCAACGCGAAUUUUUGUAAAGAAACAAAAACACGACGAUAAGAACAGUACUGAUGGAAAUAAGUCAGAAAUGAAUGCUUCUGAUAAAUGCGAGAACACACCAGAACAAGAUCAUCAGGAGGAUGCAAAGAAGUCAGACAAUGGAACAAAGGUAACAAAGCCAAACAAUCCAUUGUUGAAGAUGUUUGAAAAGAUGCGCGAGAAAAAUGCUCAAUGUCCCGUCGUCCCGUUGAAAGUGGCAUCAGAAGUUAUUGAAAUUGAAGAGGAUCAAAGUGGAGAUAACGGCGGUUGUUUCACUUUGGACUUUGAACACUGUUCGGUGUGCAGCAGAAAAUUCCCAACGCGCGAAGCGGCAAUGUUGCACUACAACAAUAAGCACUCAGACGAGAUUCAAAUGUGCCCCGAAUGUGAAAUGCUGGUCACAAACAGUCGUCAGAUGCCAUACCAUUUCAAAACAAAGCAUCCAACCAUCGUUAUGCCAUUGUAUUUGAAAUCGUCGCGAAGAGUUGGAUUCACAAAGGAAUUAUUCGAUCAGUUCAAUCUAAAUAAGUGCACAACAUGUCAACAGGUCUUCAAUUCAAAGGGUCACGGCCAAAGACACUUCCUUGAUGAACACGAAAUCAAGUUUGAACUGUGUUCCAUUUGUAUGCGGAGUUUUCGCUCGGAAGCAGCUUUACUCACACAUUGGGCGCACAGCCAUGAGAAUUCCAAGUUUGUUGAAUUCGAAGCACAAACACCAAUGGAGGUUGACGAUCAAGGUGAAAAUGCAACAAAAAAUGUCAUUGAAAAUGAAAUGGAGAAUAGAGUCGAAAAUUUAACUGAAUGUCUAAUCGAAAAUACACCGGGAAAUACAACGGAAGCUGACGAUGUUCCAAUUACUGACUCUGAUGUCCCAACGUCAACCAAUCUUGUUACGACUAAUAAGACUGCAAAAGCGACAAAUGCGAAUUCCAGCAAGAAAAAUCGGAAAAAUUAUCCAUUCAUCACAUCUAACAUGUGCCCGAUAUGCAACAGGCAGUGUCUGUCUCGCAAGUCAACGGUGUUGCAUUACAGAACUGUUCACACAAAGAAUGGCAUCACAUGCCAAAUGUGCGUCGCUCUAUUCGCCAACAUCGAUCAUCUGAAACAGCAUUGGUUGGAGGUUCACAAAGAUGCACCUUGGAAAUAUGCAAAUCCUGUUUUGGAAAUACGUGAAGAAAAGAAAACACAAAAUGAAGCAGAAGACGUGGAGUUGAAUAUUGGCUCGAAUAAGGAGAAUGAAAUAAACGAUAAGACACCGAAAAUGAGUGUCGUCGUAUCGCUGGUCAAUAUUAAGGACAAUCUGGAUUCAUUGAGUCCAGAUAUAUUCAUCUCUCCAGAUGUGAGAAAACAAUUUUUGGAACUUUCGAAAGAAAUGGAUAAAGCCACAACUGACCCAAAUUCAACGGAAAACGAAGAAAAAGUAUCUGACUCUGGACAUGGAAGCACUGCCGAUACCACUGAUGAAGAAAUUUCAGUGGAAUUAUCGCAAAAUGAACCACUCGACCUUUCCACCACUCAGCAUGACAGAAGCCCAACGGAUGAUUUGCUCGAUCGAACCCUGAUCAAAUGUGAAACUGUCAAUAUCAAAUACGAAAGUUCUGAUCACUUGGUUUCGAGCUUCAAUCAAGCGAUUUUCAGUAGUCGCACCAAAAAAACCACACUGACCGAUGAUACUGAUAUUAUUGUGAAGGACGAGAUCACAUUUGAAGAAUCCAUGAUCGAAGAAUAACUCUCACUCGAAUUACUAACCAUAUUAUUACUUUGACUCAAUGCAUGAUUAAUUAUUACAAAGUGUACAAUCCUUUGUAACGUAAUUAAUGAAUAAACUGAAUGUUCAUUUCAGAAAAA